Messenger RNA from Chaetura pelagica (chimney swift), 1188 nucleotides. RefSeq names its product family with sequence similarity 117, member A (gene FAM117A). Lineage: Eukaryota; Metazoa; Chordata; Aves; Apodiformes; Apodidae. The transcript is spliced from 7 exons. The annotation marks the transcript as partial. The record is from RefSeq and is a predicted model, not a curated record.
UGUGGCCGUCCCCGGCAGCCCCGCGUGCGCCGCACCUCCUCGCUCGACACCAUCCUGGGCUCCUACCUGCUGGGACAGUGGCCACGGGACACUGAGGGAGCCCCCUCUUCCUGCAUGAGUGACAAAGCUACCCAGACCCCAGUGUCCUGGCAGGAGGUGGAGGUGGGGAGAGGCAGCUCCGGGGCUCACCAGCGUUCAGCUUCCUGGGGCAGCACAGAUCACCGCCGAGAGAUUGCCAAGCUAAAGCAGCAGCUCCAGAGAACAAAGCUCAACGGCAGAAGUGGCAAAGACAAGGAGAAGAGCUCCCCACUCCAGGGGGACCAUGCUGUCCUUGGAUCAUCCCUCAGGGACUCCUCUUCAGGCUUCCUUUCUCCAUCUCUCAUUUUGAGGCUCAGCCCCUGCUUGCACAGGAGCCUGGAAGGGCUAAACCAGGAGCUGGAGGAAGUAUUUGUGAAGGAACAGGGAGAUGAAGAGCUUUUGAGGAUCCUGGAUGUCCCAGAUGGUCACAGGGCACCAGCACCUGCCCAGAGAGGCUCUGAAGAUGUGUCCCUGCCCCUGGAGCCCAGCAGCAGCUCCAGCAGCCUCUCUCCUUCCCCUUCUGUGCCUCUCCACCUGUCCCCACACGCCCCGGGGAGGCUGGCAGCAGAGGAGGCCCCCUCUGCUGGGGAUGAGCUGCAGCCUGAUCCAAAGGAGAAGGGUAAGAGAAUUGUCUUUCCCCCCCUGCCAGAGGAGGGCAGCCCUUCUCCAGUCCUGGUCUUUGCUUCUUCUCCUCGACCCAACCACAGUUACAUGUUCAAACGGGAACCUCCUGAGGGCUGUGAGAAGGUCCGGGCCUUUGAGGAAGCUUCCUCCCCCAGCCCUGACCAGCCUUUCCAGCCUUCCUGUCCAGACAAGAACAAAGUGCACUUCAACCCCACCGGUUCUGCCUUCUGCCCUGUCAGUCUGGUCAAGCCCCUCUUCCCAAACGUGGGUUUCCUCUUCAGAGGGUUCCCAGCUUCUCCCAGCCCUGGCAUGGGCACGUUUACAUCCUGCCAGUCCCCAGCCCCCAGCCCCUUCCUCGGGGCACGGAAGGACCCUGCAGUGGAGAGUUUCAGUGAGGUGUCCAAGGCUUCUCCACGGAGUUACGACCACUGGAAGCGCGGGCAGCCCGAGGAGAGCGUGGUCUUCCACAGCUCCCUCGUGGUGUGA